UCCGGGUUUGGAGAGUGAAUCGGAUGGGCGGUGAUGGGCGGGGCUUCGGAGGGUUGGAAUUUUGGCGGGUGAUUGGGAGGAAGCGAGCAGAUGGCGCGAAAGGAGAAGGAAGGAGGAAGGCAGCUGUAGAAGUCAACAGUUCUUUUGUGAAGUCUCUGCUGGUGCGGCUCAUAACAUGGAUGACAGUGAUAAUUUAAAUCUAUUGGCCUCCCUCUUGGAGGAAAAUGAGGCAGCUGCAGAGCCUGUACCUGGAGAGAAGAGCACGGAUACUGAGGCUGUGGCAAGUGAUCCCGAUGACUAUGACAAGCUCUUUGAUGAAGAAGAUGAUGAGUCCUACACUGAAGAGAUGGAGGGCGGUGAAGGGGAAUCCAGUGGCCAUGAGGAAAGUGUGGCUGAGUUGUUUGGAGAUGUGGGAGACCUCUCAGAAGAGGAGUGGGAGCGGGAGCAGGAGAAGGACCCUAUGCCAGGAGCACCUCUUUCCUCGGCUGUUGAUCAAGCAAAGGAGGCCACCAAUCAAGCCCUGCAAGAUGAGUUGAGAAAGUUGCAAGCGCAAAUGAAGAAACUGCAGGAACAAUUAGAAAUGACUGCAAUAGCGCAACCAGUUAAUGCUGGCCCUAGCAGGAAAUCUUCUGAUAAAUUGCCUGCUGCCCUCAUAAAAGAACAGAAGCCUCCAAAACUUCAAGAAUCACCUUGCUUUUCAGCCCAGCUUAACAAGCCUUCUUUCCCAUCCACCAAAACCCGCAAGCCAACUUCCCUUUCUGGGAAUCAAAGCCAGGUUUUAAAGCCAUCUCCAGGUUUGUCAUCUCAGCUUCCCAAAUCUGUAACUGGGAAUAGACCCAGUGUCAACGUCAGUCAGGUAUCUCAAGCGCCAAAGAGUUCCAGUGUAAAUAAUAAUGACGUCUCCUUGGAAAUCUACUCAGGGCUAAGGUUAAGAAAACCCCGUGUAUCUUCAGUUGAGAUGGAAAGAAAAAUGUCUGGCCGAAAGUUUAUUAAACUUUCUCAAUUACAAGACAAACUUACUUCAUUGAAUCUGGAGGAAACAGACUGGGUGACAUUUGGAAUUAUAAUAAAGAAAAUCACUCCUCAGAGUGCCAAUAAUGGGAAAACAUUCAGCAUCUGGCGGUUGAAUGACCUACGUGACUUCAGUCGAUGUGUCUCGUUGUUUCUGUUUGGGGAUGUUCACAAGGAGCACUGGAAGACAGACCAAGGCAUGGUCAUAGGCCUGCUCAAUGCUAAUCCCAUGAAACCAAAGGAAGGAUCAGAUGAGGUUUGUGUGUCAGUUGAUCAUCCCCAGAAAAUUUUGCUUUUGGGAGAGGCCAUGGACUUGGGAACCUGCAAGUCUAGGAAGAAGAAUGGAGAACCCUGUACACAGCUGGUUAACCUGAAUGAAUGCGAGUAUUGCCAGUAUCAUGUUCAAUCCCAGUAUCGAAAGCUCAGUUCAAAGCGAGCAGAACUUCAGUCAACUUUCUCUGGUAACCGGGUUCCAAAAAGGACAGCGAAGAAGAACCCUGGCUUAAAAGAAAGGCUUUGUCAGGAUGGAUUUUACUAUGGAGGCGUUUCCUCAGCUGCCUAUGCAGCUUCGGUUGCAGCAGCUGCCACUCCUAAAAGGAAAAUCCAAACCACGCUGUCCAAUUUGGUUGUCAAAGGAGCUGAUGCAGUUCUUCAGGAGACAAAGCAAAACCUAGGCUUGCCAAAGCGGUCUUUGUCUUGUUCAGAGGAGUUCAAAGAACUCUUGUCAGCGCCUUCUUUUGGAGCCCGAAAUCUAAAUAAACAUUUGGCCAAAGCCAAUGUGCCAGAUUCCAAUGGGAAGCACAGUCGAACUUUCCAUUCCAUCUCUGCUUCGGCCUUGCUGAAGCAACAAAAGCAGCAGAUGUUGGAAGCAAGAAAAAGGAAAUCUGAAGAGAUACAGAGGAGAUUUCUCCAAAGUACAAGUAGGGAAAACAUACCAGUAGUACCGUCAUCCUUGGGACCAUCUGCACUACGGUCUCCUGCUCCAGGGGCCGAGUUUCCUAAAGCUGCAAAACUGGCAAGCCCUCAAACCCCUCAACUUGGUAGAGGCUUCUCUGAAGGAGAUGAUGUCCUCUUGUGUGAUGAUUUGCCUGCUCCAGCACCUAAGUUGAAUUCCUUGGCGGAAGCUAAAAAAAUGGCUGCUAUAAAUAAACUGCGAGCAAAAGGCCGGAUCCUUUCUAAAGAUGACCCAAACAGUAUCAAGCGAAAACGAUCCGAUCUUGAUAUUUCUGAGAAAGUUGAAAAAAGUAUGUCUGUUUCAGAAGACAGUGAUGCCACUACAGAACCUUCAGGAAAAAAACAACGCCAACAGCGUGCAUACCUAGAGUCUGAUGAAUUUCAAGAGAUCCUGAAUGCUAAGUCAAAACACAUGGGCGUCCUUAAGGAGUUUGAGGCUGAGUUGCAGGAACGUUAUUUUGAGCCCUUGGUAAAAAAGGAGCAGAUGGAAGAAAAGAUGAGGAACAUCCGAGAAGUGAAAUGUCGUGUCGCAACAUGCAAAACUUGUAAGUACACCUAUUUCAAACUCCUGGAUUCCUGCGUGGAGCAAAAUCACGACUACCACUGGCAUGAUGGAGUGAAACGAUUUUUCAAGUGUCCCUGUGGAAACAGAGCCAUCUCGCUGGACAAACUUCCCAAAAAACACUGCAGCAACUGUGGCCUUUUUAAAUGGGAGCGUGAUGGGAUGCUGAAGGAGAAGAAGGGUCCCAAAAUUGGUGCCGAAACUCUUUUACCAAGAGGAGAAGAACAAGCCAGAUUUCUCAACAGCAUGAAGUAAUUGUGAAAAGUUCUUGCUCCCCCUUGGACUUGUCUUUCCGGUUUAUCUCUGGUUUCCUGUAAAGUUCAGUAACUGAAAUAGAGGACAAGUAUUUUGUCACCUAAAAUACUGCAUCAUCUCUCUUCCAUGAAGACUGGGGAGUCUUUUCUGAUUUCUUUAUUUGGCCAGAAAUUUUCAAGUGGAAUUAGAAGUCCAGGUCUUUAGAACUGCGGCAUAAAGCUGAGGAUCUACAGCUCAGACAGUGACUGUAUAGUCUAAGAUUACCUCAGAUAUUUUCCAGAAAUGAUCCCGAGCCUUGAGAACAGUGUUUCAUAAUGCCUGAAAAUAUGGUGCUUCUCAAAGAUGGGGUUUUAUCUAGAUUUCUAAAACUGGGAACAAAUUGUAUCAGUGUUGGUAAUGUGAUUAUUGCAUCAGCACAGGUUUUUAAAUGGAGAGCUUCCUAAAAGAAAACGCUUUUACAAUCUUAAAUUAUAAUUUUGGUAAGGCAAGAGACUUUGUUUUAUUAGGGGUUUUUUUCAAUUUUUUCUCCAAAUAAGAUUUUUAAAAAGUUUUUAUGCUGCUGUCAUGCCUAGAUACUUUUAUUAUUGGUGUAGAAGGCACAUGCCAUAGUAUUCCCUUCUACAGAACAAGCCUGACAGACCUUAUUUUAUUUUUUCUAAGUGGUGGUUUUUCUGGGAAUAGUAUUUCUUCCUAAGCACAGCAAGAAGCUGCGGGAUACCCAAAAUUAGAAUACAUCCUUGUGUGAAAGAGAAUUUAUACUUCAUAAAGCAAUACAUUUAUUUAGUCCUAGAUUGACUGUCCUGUUUUAUUUUGAUACACAAUUUGAUUUUGUUAAUCUGUGUUAUGCUUUUAUGAAGUUCUCACUCUUGUGUAUUUCACCAGUUACUUACUAAUUUUCUUCCCAUUAAUUUUGCCCAAAUGUACUAUGUAGGCCAACAUUGUUUCCUGGUUAAUUAACAGGUUGUUCUAAUUGCUGAAAUGCAUUGAGGAUUGUAAAUAUUUUGCCAUAAUACUGUGAUUAAAAUGCUUACCAACUA
Molecule: messenger RNA, 3819 nt
Organism: Anolis carolinensis (green anole)
Lineage: Eukaryota; Metazoa; Chordata; Lepidosauria; Squamata; Anolidae
Gene: mcm10
Product: minichromosome maintenance 10 replication initiation factor
Exons: 20
Coding region: 176-2782 (868 amino acids)
Biological process (GO): DNA replication; DNA replication initiation
Cellular component (GO): nucleus; nuclear replication fork
Molecular function (GO): single-stranded DNA binding; DNA replication origin binding
Source: RefSeq, a predicted model, not a curated record